GGAAGUUUUCUUGUUCAUUGUUUCUGUAUUACCAUUGAUAGACUCUUCCUUUUUACCUUUUGAGAAUCUUUUCUGCACCCUCUCCAAUAGGAAUUUCGAGAGCGAACAUUCGGAGGAGUGGUGGGGUUUGCUCGGAAUCGUUCAAGGAUAAUAUCGAUAGGAAGUUGAUCCUCCGAUGGCUUCCGCCCCGCCACAAAAUUCUCCUCCUUCUCCAACGCCUCCUUCUACAUCCUCCGACACGCCUCCUCCAUCAUCCUCAACACCUCCUCCCGCAUCUCCUCCGCCAUCAUCACCCCCACCAUCUUCACCUCCUCCAACGUCAGCACCUCCACCAGCAUCAACAUCACCACCACCACCAAGUAAUGACUCACCACCGCCACCAGUAGACAACGGCUCUCCCCCGCCACCAAGCGACUCAAAUUCUUCAUCACCGCCACCAAAUAAUAAUAAUUCCAAUUCUCCACCCCCACCGCCUUCCUCUAAUAAUAAUAAUAACAAUUCACCGCCUCCACCACCGAACAACAACAAUGGUGACAACAAUAAUAGGUUUUCACCUCCCCCACCCCCGCCGCCGCCUCCUCCUCCACGAUCACGUCACUCGCCGCCGCCGCCAAAAUCAUUGACACCUCGAUCAAGAGAUACGCCCUCAAAUAAUGAUGGUGGAUCAUCAAAUAGUGGAAAUAAUAAUAUUGUGCCGAUUGCAGUUGGAGUUGGGGUUGGAGUGGCUGCAUUGCUGCUUCUUGGUUUCAUUGCAUACCUAUGUACAAGCAAAAAGAAGAAAAAGAGAUUGGAGUAUGAUUAUUAUGCAGACCAAAACCUUGGUGCCAAAGGUGGUAACUAUUACAAUUCACCAUCACCCGCAAACAAUUGGCAAUCGCCGGCGAGCCAAAAGAACGGUAACCUCCCGCCGCCACCCGGUGUCUACGGAGCAUGGUCAUCAUCUCCACAGCAACCCAAUCCUCCAAGUCCACAACCACCACUCCCUCCCGGCGUAAUGACGAGCAGCGACAUGAGCUCCAACUUCUCCGGGCCAUACGGACCGCCAUUGCCACCGCCUCACCCAUCGGUGGCGCUCGGGUUCAACCAGAGUAGCUUCAGCUACGAUGAGCUAGCCUCAGCAACAGGAAACUUUACACAAGCGAAUUUAUUAGGGCAAGGAGGGUUCGGUUACGUGCAUAAGGGGGUAUUGCCUAAUGGAAAAGAAAUUGCAGUGAAGAGUUUAAAAGCUGGAAGUGGACAAGGUGAUAGAGAAUUUCAAGCUGAGGUUGAGAUUAUUAGCCGUGUUCAUCAUCGGCAUCUUGUUUCUCUUGUUGGAUAUUGUAUUGCUGGAGGCCAACGGCUACUUGUUUAUGAGUUUUUGCCUAAUUCUACCCUUGAAUUUCAUCUUUAUGGUAAGGGUCGCCCAACAAUGGAUUGGCCUACUAGGAUUAAAAUUGCCUUGGGAUCAGCUAAAGGACUUGCUUACUUGCAUGAAGACUGUCAUCCUCGCAUUAUCCACCGAGACAUAAAAGCUGCAAAUAUUUUACUUGAUUUAGAUUUUGAAGCUAAGGUCGCAGACUUUGGAUUAGCUAAGCUGUCAACAGACAAUAAUACUCAUGUAUCAACUCGUGUUAUGGGAACUUUUGGAUACUUGGCUCCUGAGUAUGCAUCAAGUGGGAAGCUAACUGAUAAAUCUGAUGUGUUCUCAUUUGGUGUAAUGUUAUUAGAACUAAUUACAGGUCGCCGCCCCAUUGAUCUCAAUGGGGACAUGGAUGAGAGCUUAGUUGAUUGGGCUAGACCCGUAUGUGCCGCUGCUGUAGAGAGUGGAAACUUUUCAGAAUUGGCAGAUCCACGUUUGGAGGGGAACUAUGACCAUGCUGAAAUGGCUCGCAUGGUCGCGUCUGCUGGUGCUGCCGUUAGGCAUUCAGGAAGGAGACGGGCCAAAAUGAGCCAUAUUGUUCGAGCAUUAGAAGGCGACAUGUCGUUGGAUCAUCUAAUUAGCGAGCCGGUAAAGCCCGGACAAAGUACAAUAAUCAGCUCAACUUCAGGCAGUUCUGACUAUGAAAACACAUCUUACAGUGCAGACAUGAAGAAAUUCAGGAAGGUGGUAAUGGACAACAGCCAAGAAUAUGCAAGUAGUGAAUAUGGUCAUACAAGUGAGUAUGGGCUUAACCCUUCCUCUUCAAGCAGUGAAGAUGCAAGCAAAGUUGGCACUGUCUUGCCUAGCAGAAAGCACAGUCCUUAAGGGUAGAAUUGGAAUUUGAAUUAUAUUAUUAUUAUUCAUGGACAAAUUUCAAUGACUGAGUGUUUAUUAUUAGAAAAAUAUGGCAAAAUGAUAUUGAAUUUUUUUUACUUUUGGUAAAUGCUAAGAGUAAUUGAAAGAGUACUCAUUCAUUUAUCAUUGUUUAAUUAAUUAAUGAGAUUUGUAAAGAAUUAUUGGGUUGUGUUUGAAGGUGCAUUAUUUCAUCUCUUUGUUUUGGA
Molecule: messenger RNA, 2460 nt
Organism: Mercurialis annua (annual mercury)
Lineage: Eukaryota; Viridiplantae; Streptophyta; Magnoliopsida; Malpighiales; Euphorbiaceae
Product: putative proline-rich receptor-like protein kinase PERK6
Exons: 9
Coding region: 176-2224 (682 amino acids)
Biological process (GO): protein phosphorylation
Molecular function (GO): protein kinase activity; ATP binding
Source: RefSeq, a predicted model, not a curated record